This is a messenger RNA of Penicillium expansum, 1269 nucleotides long. RefSeq names its product LysM peptidoglycan-binding domain-containing protein. The record is from RefSeq and is a predicted model, not a curated record. NCBI's taxonomy places the organism in Eukaryota, Fungi, Ascomycota, Eurotiomycetes, Eurotiales, Aspergillaceae. The coding region runs from base 1 to 1269 and encodes 422 amino acids. The transcript is spliced from 3 exons.
AUGUUCUUUCCUUCAUUGAUCCUGGCUGCUGGCAGCCUGUCCACUCUCAUUCAAGCCAUUCCUCAUGGCGCGAAGCACCAUCACUCUUUGCACCGUCGCGCUGCUGCUACCUAUGCUGUCAUGGGCGGUGACGGUGAGGCAUCCGACGGAUGGCCUACCAUUAGCCAAUGGUCGGAGUACGAGACUCUCUGGGGUCUCAACCAAAUUCUGAUUGCCGCAUCAUGCGACAACUCUGACGACGAAACAAGCGACAUUAACACUAGCAUCAAGUCGAUCGCCAGCGAAACUGGCGUCGACGCUCGAUUCAUCCUUGCAAUUAUUAUGCAAGAAAGUAAGGGCUGCGUUCGCGUCCAGUCCACCAACAACGGUGUUGAGAAUACUGGUCUCAUGCAAAGCCACGAUGGCGAGGGCUCCUGCAAUAAGGACGGUAGCAAAACAACCCCCUGCCCCUCCUCCAUGAUCACGCAAAUGAUCCAAGACGGCACCGCUGGAACCACCCAGGGCGACGGUCUCAAGCAGUGCUAUGAGGCCCAAACCGGUGGUACUGCGGCCAAGUAUUACAAGGCCGCCCGCACAUACAACUCUGGCUCUAUCGCCUCAUCCGGCAACCUCGGCCAGGGCGGCGCAACCCACUGCUAUGCCUCCGACAUCGCCAACCGUGUCCGCGGCUGGGCCGGCGACGUGAGCGAGUGCGUUGAAGCUACCAUUGGAACCAUUACUAGCGGCGUAGAGUCGGCCCUCGGUGGGGACGACGGCUCGAGCAGCACCUCUACCUCAACCACUGCUGCGCAGUCCACGGAGACUGCUGAGCCUGUCCAGACCUCGUCCAGUGCUGCAGAGCAGCCUGUGACCACCGAACCCAUUCAAACCUCCUCUGCUCCUGCCCAGGCAGCCGAGACAUCGUCUGCCGCAUCAUCCGCCACAUCCACUGAGACCACCUCUGUGGCACCUGCCCCCACCUGGACCCCUAGUUCGAACGUGCAAGUAGCCGCACAGACCACCACUCCGACUCCAUCCUGGACGACCAAGUCUGCGCCAGCUGCAACAACUGCACCAGCAGCCUCCAGCUCAGCAUCCGGAACAGCCCCUCUCUACCCCUACGCCUCCUCAUCAUGCCAGAAGUACUACACCGUUAAAGCCGGUGAUUUCUGCGACAAGGUGACCGAAGCUGUUGGAAUCUCGUUCCUAGAUCUCCGCAGCUUGAACCCUGGCCUCGACGAGAAGUGCUCGGAUCUGUGGCUCGGAUAUCAGUACUGUAUCAAGGCUUAA